GGAAUGGCGAGCGAAACAAAGAGCAAUGGAAGAUCAUCAGGUGGGUUCAGGGCUAGAAUGGAGCAUUAUCUGUACAGUGGUGACAAGAAACACGUCUUUGCCGGGAUUGCCAUCAUCACCGUCUUCUUCGGUGCACCCUGGUUCCUCAUGAGCAGAGGUUCGAAGCACCAAUCUCAUCAAGAUUACAUGGAGAAAGCUGAUAAAGCACGAAGAGAGAGGCUUUCUUCAAAAUGAUAAGGCUCCGAAAGACAUUCUUAGAAAACCAGUUUUGACAUAUAUUUGAUGGCAGAGAGUUUCUUUUCCCCUGAAAUAAUUUCAGCUGUACCCUUAGGUCCAUAUUACCGAUUGGGGGACUUCAUGUCUUGUACUGUUCUGUCAAAUGGUUUGAUUAAGAUUGUGUGUUUCUAGUUCUGUUGCAUUGCGGCCAAUUUUGAUGGAGAGCCGAGAAAAUCUUGCAUUGUAGGUUGCGAAAA
This is a messenger RNA of Punica granatum (pomegranate), 473 nucleotides long. The record is from RefSeq and is a predicted model, not a curated record. Lineage: Eukaryota; Viridiplantae; Streptophyta; Magnoliopsida; Myrtales; Lythraceae.